AUGACUUCCAGUAAGUCCCUUCGAGCCACUCUUCUACCCUCUCUUUCCUUCCGAUCCCAUUCGCAAAAUGGCCCCGAAUUGAAAUCGAAACCCGAAUCCGACUCGUCUGCUCGAAAGGCCCUACGCGACAAUGGCCAUCAGCCCCCGGCCGACGGGCCGCAAAAGAUCUUGGAGCCCAUCGUUGAGGGGAGCUCCGAUCUGGAACCGCCUUCAACCAGACCACGGGCCAAAUCGAAGACUAAACCUUGGAGCACUCGAAUCUCAUCCUUGAUUCCGUCGCUUACAAUCCAAACCACAGACCCCCGUCCCAUGUCUAUUCAGAGGAAGCCCAUCACCGGCAUGGCGCCUCCAUCACAACCACCGCCGCCGCCACCACCAGCAGCGCCCCCUGUUGCUUCGCUCGAUCCUCCUGCUGAAUCCAUCCAUUAUUCUCCUGCUGAUUCUUUCGACGCUCCUCCUGCGCCUUUCGAUCCUCCUCCUCCACCCCCCUCGGGGCCUCCACCUCCUCCUCCGCAGCCGCCAUUGUACUCGGUGGCCGAGUCAACAAGCUCCUCUAGUUUGACCGGCGAUAGUCCAACUCUUUUUGAAUCAGACCACCAACACUCGGAUACAUCGUCUUUUCCAUACCCGCAGCGCAGUCCUCCGACACCUCCAAAGACUGAGGUCUAUUAUCCUGCCUCAGAAACACCGGCCGUUGCAUCUCAGAUUUCGCUUCUCGUAAUGCCGCAGUCUGACGUUAUUAGCCCGUUGGAUGAAGCCGACGUCACUCCGCGGAUCAUGGACCCCACGCCACCUUCUCCCUCUGUUUAUUCCGCGACAAACACAAAUACCCCCGUUGUUGACCGCGAUAUACCAGUCCCAGCACUCCCUGUUAUUGAUUUCGACUCUGAAAUUGACACUCAGCUCCGCGUCAACCCCGUCAUUAUGGACCCUACUCCACCGUCGCCCAGGCCAGAGAGGUCGUCUUUUGGAGUCAUUGAUGAAAAUGUUGGAUUAAGUCGCAAUUCGGCUGAGAACAGCGAGGACUCCUUUAGACAGGACUUGCCGCCGAAUGGGAAUGGAAAUGUUGAAAUCAAUGUGAGCAGGCAACGGAGCAUCUCCUUUUCAGAGCGGAAAGACUCUCUCCCUCCUAUGCAAGGUCUGAGGACUCGACAGACGGCACCUCUGCCUGAGCCCAGGGGACGAAGCGUCUCUGCGCGGGUCAACUCGACACUCAUAGAUGGGUCAAGGCUUUCUACGUCCACAAACUUACGGCCCGUGUCUGGCAUUAGCCAGAGCCCGACAAGGAGAAAGCUGCGGCGAAGUUGGAUGCCUGGUAGAUCCCGCUCCAACUCCAUGGACGCCAACCAUGGCCAUAAUUUGGCUGCCUGGGUCAUAUCUGAAGAUAACAAGACGGAAUACAACCCAACUUUCCUGAAAACUGGAGAAAAGGUUCCUGAGCUCUGGAAUGAGAACGGUGAAGUUCUUGUUUAUUUGUACCCAAAGUCUACUGGGCGUGGACCGUCCUUCAAAGUUCCAGAGUUUACUGUGAGCUCUUCCUUUGUUUUCAAUGAACUCAUUCGAACAGAGCUGGAGUCUCCCACAGCCGCCCGAGCCCGAGCCAGAAACUCCAUAGGAAGAGACAGUCUUAGCACUGAUGAUGCUUCGCGAAACUCAUCUCCAACCAUUCCGAUGGAUAGCUACUCGGAUUACCUGCACCUCUAUCUGCCCCCUCCACCAUCAAACGCCUCAUCAAAAUUGGAACGCUUGAUUGCAAUUCGAAACCUCUUUGCCUUCCUCACAGGCCAACCCCUUGUGGGAACUCCGGAACGGCCAAGGACCUUUCAUGCCUUCCUCCAGAUUUCGGAUCUCUUGCAGGAGUUUGCUUUCUCAGGCGCUGAUGGCUAUACUUUUGGCAAUGCCGUCGACUUGAGUUUCGGCUUCUACUCGGAGUCACUAGGUCUCGGAGACUGUCGUCACAGCCGAGAGCAGACAAUUGAGGCCCUUAUUCUGGGUGAACGAAUGCGGUCUGUUGAGCUGUAUAACGAGGCAUUUGCCCAUGCAGCAGGAAAAUAUUCAGCCAUCAUGGACCUCCGCCUGCCUUUGUUUCAACAAGUUUCCCCCAUCACCCGCCAACGGCUCGAAAGAGCUCAUUUGGAUCUUGUGAACCGCCAACACAACGUGAAUGAACAACUUGAGCAGUUUGAAUUUCCAUCUCUCUUUGCAGGCAUCGCAAAUUCGUCAUCUAUACCUGAACUUAAGCAGUUUGUCUUGAAUUACUACAAGACUGCAUUUGGUAGCUGGCCUCCUAAAGCCAGCAGCAAGAAGAAUCCGUUUGCAGAGAGCGGCCUGAACCGAAUAGUGCUGAAAACUUUGUAUUCGGACCAUUGUGCCCUCUAUGACUUGCUGGUGGAUCGGAACAGCCUGACGUCAAGAGUGAUUGAUGAGGUGCCGACAGUCUCCAAUGAAGCCGACGAGAUGAUGACAUCGGCUCUUCGCAACAUUGAAUCUGAAUUCGAUCGUUCCAGGCCUCCAGUGCUGCCUCCUAUUCCUUUUGAUCUCCCUCUGAUUCCAUCAAUGGUGGCGAUUCUUGAGACCUACAACACUCUUUCUCCCAAAGAGCAAGCAAAGUUCGACAAGAAAGUGAAGGAGCCUGAAAUGCUUCUGGUGUUGAACAACGCCUACAACUACGACACUGCUAGCUUACGACUUCCAUUCCUUGACGCCUUCAAGGAAUUCGAGGCUCGGGAGUCCAAGGGAAAGACGGCUCAAGAUCUCGCCGAUCAGCGCAUUGGCUAUUUCCUCUUCCUCUAUGUUGUUCUUCAGUCGCUUCCCACGUUGGUCGUGGAUGCUCCCGACCUCAAGUAUGCCGAAGGAGUAGAGUAUUUCCUGUGCCAGCCGCCUAUCGGCAACCCCCCUUGGGUUGACGACAAGCAGGUCCGAAAAAUGUGUGUGGAAGCGAUAUAUCACCGAAGUCACUGUUGGCUGGCUGCAAAGAUUUGGGAGGAAAUGGGUAACUCGGCCACCCCACCGUUGGAGGAGCCAGCAUUGGAACCUCUCGAGCCUCCUCGCCCGAUCUUCCAGGAGAGCGAAGGUGCCCUCGGCAACGGAACUGGCCCCCUCUCUGGCCAGAGCACCCCAUCGCCGCCUCCUGGAUCGCCCCAGCUACGCCCUCGACCGCGAAAUCUCUCGCCGGGCGGUCGCCGCACUAACAACGCAUACCGCUCUAGCAUCAUCAUGGGCUUGGAACCAGUGCCUCUGGAGCCGCCCAAUGUCUUCGGUGCUCACCAGCGAAGCAGCUCUCUUGGCCCACGGCCUCCCAGCAGCCGCAUUUCUAACCGGAGCUCGUCUGUUGGCAAUCUUGUGGGUCUGAACACCCCUCGAGUUUCGAGACCGCCCUCUCCCACUCGAGUUGCCGCAACAGCUGGAACCACUUUUGAUGAUAUCUUGGGAGAAUCACAAAAGAAAAAGCCUGCUACCAAGAAGAAGGGUAGAUUCUUCUAG
Messenger RNA from Trichoderma breve, 3483 nucleotides. RefSeq lists its product as uncharacterized. The transcript has 5 exons. NCBI's taxonomy places the organism in Eukaryota, Fungi, Ascomycota, Sordariomycetes, Hypocreales, Hypocreaceae. Bases 1 to 3483 code for a protein of 1160 amino acids. The record is from RefSeq and is a predicted model, not a curated record.